Molecule: messenger RNA, 4001 nt
Organism: Micropterus dolomieu (smallmouth bass)
Lineage: Eukaryota; Metazoa; Chordata; Actinopteri; Centrarchiformes; Centrarchidae
Gene: grin3bb
Product: glutamate receptor, ionotropic, N-methyl-D-aspartate 3Bb
Exons: 9
Coding region: 1-3663 (1220 amino acids)
Biological process (GO): synaptic transmission, glutamatergic; ionotropic glutamate receptor signaling pathway; modulation of chemical synaptic transmission
Cellular component (GO): postsynaptic membrane; plasma membrane
Molecular function (GO): transmitter-gated monoatomic ion channel activity involved in regulation of postsynaptic membrane potential; NMDA glutamate receptor activity
Source: RefSeq, a predicted model, not a curated record
AUGUCUUUCACCUCCUCCUCCUGGUACCGGACUCUCCGAGUCUCCCUUCUUCUGCAGCUCCUCCUUAUGCCGCCGUGCCUCCUCCACCCGCAGCCGUGCCACCUCCUGGCUCAGAUCGGACACACGGUGCGCGUCGGUGCGCUCCUGCCGACGCAGCGGGCGGCUCGCAUUCAGGUCCAGGCGGCGCUGAGCCGCGCGGCGGCCGCGAUGAGUCGGGACCGGGACCGGGACCGGGACUUGGACUGGGAUCCGGACCCGGACCGGGAGAGUUACAACUUUCUUCCCUACAACCUGAGCCUGGAGCUGGUGUCCCGGCAGCCGGCGGCCGCGGACCCGGAGUCCCUGUUCCGGUGCGUGUGUCAGGGCGUGGUGGUGCAGGGAGUCUCUGCCGUGCUCGCCUUCCCGCAGACCCGCGAGGAGCUGCUACAGGUGGACUUCAUGGCCUCCUUCCUGGAGAUUCCGUUCCUCAGCGUCUUUGAGCACGGAGAGCCGCUGCGCACGCAGAACCGGUUCCAUCUGCAGAUGGUCACAGGAGUUCCAGAGUCCGGUCUGUCCAACCUGUUGCUAACGGUUCUGCAGCGGUCUGGUUGGAGGGAGGGUACUGCGGUUCUGUGUCGGGGCUGGGAGGAGUCUCGGGGGCUCCUGCGGCUCUUGGACGAUGAGAGCGGAAGCAGUGCAUCAUGGGACGGUGGGGGCAGGGCAACCUGGCACCUGCACGCAGUCCUGAACCUGACGCAAUCGGCACAUGACGACACACAGAUCCAUGACUUCCUGUCCCGACACUUCAGACAGAACCAGCCUUCACCGGUGUCGGUGCUGCUGUUUGGAGCUGACCCGCAGUGUGCGGCAGCGGUGCUGCGCAGUGCCCAGGACCUGGGCCUCACUCUACCCAUGGUGCACUGGGUGCUGGGCCAGCCACUCAGCCCCGAUGCGCUGCAUGCCAUCGGGCUGCCGCUCGGCCUGCUGGCCUACGGAGAGGUGGAGCGGAAACCGCUGGACUUCUACGUCAGAGACGCCCUGGAGCUCGUCACCAGGGCCGUCACCGCUGCAACCAUGGUGAGACCGGACCUGGCUCUGAUCCAGAAUAUGGUGAACUGCUACGACAAACCCAACAAACACGAGGUCCCAUCAUCAGGACAGUACCUGUCCAGGUUCCUGUCCAACACAUCUUUCUUUGGUCUAACGGGUCCGGUCCGAGUCCACCAGAACCGGUCUCAGGUCCUCACCUCACAGCGUUUCCAUAUCUGGAGCCUGCGGCGGGAUGCACUAGGUCAGCCCACCUGGGUGACAGUGGGCAGCUGGGAGGGAGGCCAGCUACAGGUAGAAGACCAGGGAGUAUGGGAGGGACCCAAACCUCGCCACAGGACAGAGGGGACAGGCGGGAGGACCAGGGGCCGCUGGAGGGCAGGGAUGCCAGUUGCAGGGAGUCGGGUCCGGGUGGUGACUCUGGUGGAGCAUCCCUUCGUGUUCACACGGGAUGUGGACGACGAGGGCAGCUGCCCGGCCGGACAGUACUGCCUGGACGCCGGCACCAACAGCUCAGAAACACUGGAGAGAUUUUUUGGGGAGGUGGCAGGCGGGAACGGCAGCUUCCUGCCUGAAGAAUACAGCAAGUGCUGCUACGGAUACUGCAUCGACCUGCUGGAGAAGCUGGCUGAGGACCUAGACUUCGAGUUUGACCUUUAUAUCGUGGGAGAUGGGAAGUAUGGCGCUUGGAAGGGGGGACGCUGGACUGGGCUGGUGGGGGAUCUUCUGAAUGGACUGGCAGACAUGGCCGUCACCUCCUUCAGUAUUAACUCAGCUCGGAGCCGGGUGAUCGACUUCACCUCGCCCUUCUUCUCCACCAGCCUGGGCAUCCUGGUGCGCAGUAAGGACACGGCAGCGCCCAUCGGAGCCUUCAUGUGGCCCCUGCACUGGUCCAUGUGGGUGGGCAUCUUCCUGGCGCUGCACAUCACGGCGCUCUUCCUCACGCUGUAUGAGUGGAAGAGUCCAUAUGGCAUGACGCCUCACGGACGCAACAGGAUCAGGGUGUUCUCGUACUCAUCAGCUCUAAACCUGUGCUACGCCAUCCUGUUCGGACGCACCGUCUCCUCUAAGACACCAAAGUGCUGGACAGGUCGAUUUCUGAUGAACCUGUGGGCCAUCUUCUGCCUGCUGGUGCUGUCCAGCUACACCGCCAACCUCGCUGCCGUCAUGGUAGGAGAGAAGACCUUCGAGGAAGUAUCAGGGAUCCACGACGCCAAGCUGCACCACCCGUCAUGGGGUUUUCGCUUUGGGACGGUGAGGGAGAGCAGUGCAGAGGAUUACAUGAAGAAGAGUUUCCCAGAGAUGCACGAGUACAUGAGACGCUUCAAUGAGCCGACCACGCCUGAAGGGGUCGCCACUCUCAAGACAGAUCCUCCUCAGCUCGACGCCUUCAUCAUGGACAAAGCUCUGCUUGACUACGAAGUUUCCAUUGACGCCGACUGUAAACUUGCAACUGUGGGGAAACCGUUUGCCAUUGAAGGUUAUGGUAUCGGCCUGCCUCAGAACUCUCCUCUGACAUCCAACAUCUCCGAGUUCAUCAGCAGAUAUAAAUCAGAGGGAUACAUGGACCUGCUGCACGACAAGUGGUACAAAGUGGUUCCCUGUGGGAACCGAGUGUUCGCCGUCACCGAGACUCUUCAGAUGGGGAUCAGUCACUUUUCAGGACUCUUCGUCUUGUUGUGUGUUGGAGUGGGCGGAGCUUUGCUGACUCUGGCAGGUGAACACGGUUUCUACCAGCUCGUCCUGCCUCACAUCCGCCGCCGACAGAACCUCAAAUACUGGCUGCACACCUCACAGAAAAUCCACCGAGCUCUGAACAUGACGUACGAAGAUGUGAAGAAGCAGCGAGCUGAAAAAGAGAAAAGCUGUAACCUGCAGAACCCCCCUCCGCACCUCGCCACCCCCUCUGCCCCACCAGCCCCCUCCGCCUCUGCCAAAUGGAACAACGAGACCAGCAAGGAUGCGGCUGCCGCUGCUGCUGCUGCGGCGGCAGCCGCCGCCUCAAAGGACGCCCGGGACUUCAAACGUGUCCACUUCAACCUGGAGACCCUCAACACCCGCCGCCUGCUUGCUCGCAUUGCCACUGCUGAUGCAAAGGUGGGCGGGGCCAAAUGUGAGGGGGCAGGGCCUGUGAAGCCGAGAGAGGGGGCCAACAGCAGACUGUGUGAGAACGGAGGACCAGCGGCCUCGCUUGCCAGCUUGGUGCUCUCCCUCCCCUCUUCAUCCUCCUCUUCCUCUUCUGCCCAACCCAAUACCGCUGCUGCUCACCCUGCAGCAAUGGCCCCGCCCCCUGCCGCCGUGGCCUCGCCAUCCGCCGUCGUCGCCCCUCCCCAGCCCGGCGAGCUGCAGGAGCUGCAGGACCAAAUCGAACAGAUGAGGGAGAAGCUGAAGACUGCUCUGGCCAGGAGGGCCGAGAUCCAGACCACUUUGACCAAAUCUGUCGCUACGGUGACAAACAGCCCGCCUCCCGUCACGACCACGACAACCACGACGCCCACCGUCAACCCGCCCACCAUUGUCCCAGUAACGCCCCUCCCUGCCAACAUGAAGUGCGUGACCACCAUGACAGACCCGCCCCACAAAGUCCUGUCCAAAGUCCGGCCCCUCCAAAACAGACUGACCAAUCAGAGGAGGUGAUGCUCUAUGUGCAGGUCACAUGACCCUCUGCACACGGCGGCCAUUUUAAACUGCUUUGAUGCCAAAGCUGACUUUCCAUUUGUUUCUGCAGCAGGUAAAUAGCUCCGACAGCGAGACCACGUUAGUAUUCAGCCACGGAAAGUUCCAAACAUUAGUUCCACGGCAAAACCAACUUCCUGUUUAGGUUCCACAUGAUCUGCGGAGCCUCUGAGAGGAACCUCUCAGUUAGGCAGCUACAGCAGAGCACCUGUUAUUACAUGCAUCACCAAUACAUGUAUUACUGGAAUAAAACAGAGGCUUUAUUGAUUGCAGAAAUAAAAACGAUUGGUUAAAGAAGA